This is a messenger RNA of Lepus europaeus (European hare), 1038 nucleotides long. RefSeq names its product olfactory receptor 6M1. Gene Ontology annotation, cellular component: membrane. The record is from RefSeq and is a predicted model, not a curated record. Gene Ontology annotation, molecular function: olfactory receptor activity. NCBI's taxonomy places the organism in Eukaryota, Metazoa, Chordata, Mammalia, Lagomorpha, Leporidae. Gene Ontology annotation, biological process: G protein-coupled receptor signaling pathway.
AUGGGAAAUUUGAGCACUGUCACUGAAUUCAUCCUGACUGCCUUUCCAGGUCUUCUGGAGAUUCAAAUAUUCCUUUUUGCAUUUCUCUCACUGACUUACAUUUUAACAGCAAUAGGGAACGUUAUCAUCAUCUCCCUCAUAUGCACAGACGAUCACCUGCAAACCCCAAUGUACUUCCUCCUCAACAAUUUGUCCUGUCUCAGUAUUUUAUACACUACAGUUGACCCCCCAAAGUUGCUAGCUUGUCUGGUAGAAGAGAAAAAGAUCAUAUCCUUUGCUGGCUGCAUGACUCAAGCGUUUUUCUACUUCUUCCUGGAAGUACAGUUUCUCCUCUUGGCAAUCAUGUCCUUUGAUUGCUACGUGGCCAACUGUAAUGCUCUGUGCUACACCAUCAUCAUUAACAGUAGAGCCUGCCUCCUGCUGGUUCUUGGAUGCUGGGUGGGAGCCCCUGUGUUGGUACCAACCAUUGUAGUAACAAGGCUACCUUACUGUAGGGAAGAAAUUAAUCAUUUUUUCUGUGACAUUGCCCCUCUUCUACAGGUGGCCAGUGUAGAUACUCACAUUGAGAAGAUAAACUUUCUCCCCUCUGCCCUUGUCAUUCUGAGUUCCCUGGCAUUCACUACUGGACCCUAUGCCUACAUCAUUUCUACCAUCCUGUACAUCCCCUCAGCCCAAGGCCAUCAGAAAGCUUUUUCUACCUGUGCUUCUCACAUUGCAGUCAUCUCCAUUGUUUAUGGCAGCAACAUCAUUGUGUAUGCAAGACCAAACCAGACACAUUCACUGGAUUUUGACAAGGUCACUGUUGUUCUCACUACAGUAGUAACACCCCUCCUGAACUGUUUCAUCUACAGGUUGAGGAUUGGAAAGGUAAAAGAAGCGUUAGAGACAAAGGACAGAAUUGUGUCCUUGAUACUAAGGAAAACUCACCACUGGUGUUUACUAUAUCACAAAGCAUUUCUUAUCUUCAGCACUUUCAUUCUGCUUGAAAACAGUGGUAUAAUAGUAUGCCAGAAACUUGAGACCAUAUCUACAGGAUGA